This is a messenger RNA of Amborella trichopoda, 1864 nucleotides long. NCBI's taxonomy places the organism in Eukaryota, Viridiplantae, Streptophyta, Magnoliopsida, Amborellales, Amborellaceae. The record is from RefSeq and is a predicted model, not a curated record.
CUCUCCACGACAAGAAACUCACAAAAACGCUUAUAAUUCAAAGCCAUGCUCCUUUCCUCCCCACACUCGGCACACAAACACCAUGGAUUCUUAUCGCUUAGCCUCGAAUUCGACUGGAAUUUAUGCCGGAAACAUCUUCCGGCGACCCCAUCUCGACCUUCGCGUCCUGGAAGUCUUCUUGGCCGUCGGUGUCUUCGUGCUUUUCCAUCAACUGAGGCCGAGAAACCGGCGCGGCCUGGCUUCCUGGCCGCUUCUUGGUAUGCUCCCUUCUCUGUUAUUUGGCCUGAAAAACGAUAUUUAUGAAUGGAUUUCAUGUGUCCUUAUUAAAGAAGGCGGGACUUUUGUAUUUAAAGGACCGUUAUUUAGCAACCUGAAUUGCGUUAUCACUUCGGAUCCCCGAAAUAUCGAGCACAUUUUAAAGACGAAAUUCGUUACCUUCCCAAAGGGCGAGUACUUUCGGAAGAAUCUCAGCGAUCUUCUGGGCUCCGGGAUCUUCAACUCCGAUGACGACGUGUGGCAGAGGCAGCGGAAGGUGGCGAGUAUCGAGUUCCACUCGACGAGGUUCCGGCAGCUGAUGCACGACUCGCUAGAAAGACUCGUCCACGAGAGGCUGCUGCCGGUUCUCGAACUCUACGGUGAACGCAUCAGCGGGAUCGAUUUGCAGGACGUCCUCCUGAGACUGACGUUCGACAACGUCUGUAUGAUCGCAUUUGGGGUCGACCCCGGCUGCCUCAGCCACAGAUUACCGGAAAUACCCUUUGCCAACGCCUUUGAGAAGGCAACUGAGGCCUCUGUUAUGAGGUUUUUGAUGCCCACUUCUCUUUGGAAAAUUAUGAGAUUUUUUAACUUGGGUUCUGAAAAAGAGCUCAGAGAAGCCCUGGUGAGGGUUGACGAAUUUGCUGGAGGUGUUAUUAGAGAGAGAAAGAGAGAAUUAUUAUCAGAUUUUGGAAAAAAAUCAGAUUUAUUGACUGUUUUUAUGAGGAUGAGAGACGAGGAGGGCAGGGCAUUUUCGGAAGAAUUUUUGAGGGACAUUUGUAUAAAUUUUAUUUUGGCGGGAAGGGACACCUCAUCUGUGGCCCUGGCCUGGUUCUUCUGGUUAGUGGGACAAAAUCCAGGGGUAGAGGAGAAAAUUUUGGAGGAGAUGAGGGGCAUUUUGGGUCAUAGAGUGGUUGAGGGACCACCAAAGUGGAGACCAGAGGAGGUGAAAAAAAUGGAGUAUCUGCAAGCUGCCUUGUCAGAGGCUCUCCGGCUUUACCCCUCAGUGCCCGUGGAUCACAAAGAGGUCAGAGAGGACGACGUGUUACCCGAUGGGACCGAGCUGAAGAAGGGCACAAAAGUCAUCUAUGCCAUCUACUCAAUGGGGCGCAUGGAAAGCAUAUGGGGAGAAGACUGCCUCAAAUUCAAGCCCCAAAGGUGGCUCAGAGAUGGCAAAUUCACAAGUGAAUCAGCCUACAAAUUCACAGCUUUUAAUGGAGGCCCAAGGCUUUGUUUGGGCAAAGAUUUUGCUUAUUAUCAAAUGAAAUAUGUGGCCUCUUCCAUUCUGUAUGAAUACCAUGUUAGGGUUUUGGAGGGCCACCAAGUUGAGCCCAAGCUUGCCCUAACCAUGUACAUGAAGCAUGGUUUGAGGGUCACCUUGCAAAGGAGAAAGAAUCCUGGCCGUCCAAUUCAGAUAAAAGAGAAUGUGGCUCCUCCAUAACUGGAAGCACACUGUAGAAAUAUGGGGUUCAGGGUUGUUCACUUUUGUUUUUAAUUGUACGAUUUUGGGCGAUCUAUUAGUGCUGGUGUUAUAGGGAUGUAUAUGAUUGAAGUGGCUUGGAUAUAAUGUAUGAGGUUAGGUAAUAUGGAAUAAAAUUAUUUUUCUCAA